This is a messenger RNA of Triticum turgidum subsp. durum (durum wheat), 399 nucleotides long. The record is from the annotation of a GenBank genome assembly. Lineage: Eukaryota; Viridiplantae; Streptophyta; Magnoliopsida; Poales; Poaceae.
AUGGAAGACCAUCGUCGACAUAGACAAGUUCUGCUUCAAGGAAGAGACAUAGAAGAAGGCUCGACAAGAGGAAGGAAGCAGGUGUGGUUUAGCAACGUACCUCAUACAUGGUUGGUUGCUGACAAAGGAGGGCAGAAUUGGAUUACAAAGGCUAAAGAAACAGUAAAGAUGGUACCAUCUGGCUCUCGCACUAGAGUUUUUCUGGAUGUUGGCUUUGGAGUAACAAGUUUUGGGCCAUACUUAAUUUCACGUGAAUUUGAGCAUGGUGUUCCUGCAAUGGUGGCAACUAAUUUAACACCGGCUAUUAUCCAAUGUUCCCGCUGUAGAAUAAAUUCGACAUGUGAUGGUGAGCUGAGGUAUAGUCAUGCUUCGUCUAAUACACCUGAAUCCUUUUCUUGA